AUGGAAUCUGCCAUUGCCAAUGUCGAUCUUGGGAAAUAUCGGCGUAUUGUUCAACUGUUUUGGGAUCCCGAGCCUGUCAACGAUCGAGAAUUAGACCAGCCUGUGUGGUGUCUUGGCCGCGCCUAUUCUCUAACCGCAAAGGACGGCCAUGACCAAGUCACGAACGUGCGGCAUGCAGAGCAGAGUAUUCAGUCGCUUGCCACGAAAGAAACUGUUUCGUUAACAUCUUCGGAAGAAACCCCCGUAGAUGCAUCAACCACAAACGAGACUACUUUGGGAGUCCCACUGGAUCCGUUCCCCGAGAGCUUCUCAUCAUCCCUAGCUUAUGGGGAACAAAGCCCUGAAGGUACCGGAUGGCCGAUCGCCUUCUUGGAUGAUUUUGAGGCACGGUUUUGGAUGACUUACCGGUCAAAUUUUGAAGUUAUUCCGAAGUCGACGGAUCCCAAAGCCUCAUCGGCCUUAUCACUGUCCAUGCGAAUAAAAAGCCAACUUGUGGACCAGAGCGGCUUUACAUCUGACAGUGGCUGGGGAUGCAUGAUUCGUUCAGGGCAAAGCCUUCUUGCUAAUGCCAUGUCGUUUCUGGACCUGGGAAGAGGCUGGCGUCGAGGCAUGCUGCCAGAUCACGAGCGGCGCCUACUUGCAAUGUUUGCCGAUGACCCUCAAGCGCCAUACUCAAUUCAUAAUUUCGUACGUCAUGGCGAAAGGUCCUGUGGUAAAUACCCUGGAGAGUGGUUUGGUCCUUCGGCAACCGCUCGUUGCAUUCAAGAACUAGUAAACUCCCGUGAGCAGGAUUUAAGAAUCUACUCGACUGGUGACGGCCCAGAUGUCUACGAGGACAGCUUCAUGAAGAUCGCAAAACCAGAUGGGGUGCUUUUCCAUCCAACUCUAAUUCUGGUUGGGACGAGGCUUGGAAUCGAUAAAGUUACACCUGUAUAUUGGGAGGCGCUGGUAGCUUCCUUGCAGAUGCCGCAGUCCGUCGGCAUAGCUGGUGGCCGUCCUUCCUCGUCCCAUUACUUCGUCGGAGCUCAGGGCCAUUUCCUCUUUUACUUGGACCCUCACCAUACUCGAAAGGCGCUUCCGUACUACUCUGAUACAACCUUGUAUGCACAGGAAGAACUGGAUUCAUGCCACACGUCACGAUUAAGGCGCAUCCAUGUUCGAGAAAUGGAUCCAAGCAUGUUAAUUGGGUUUUUAAUUCAAAGUGAAGACGAUUGGAUUGAGUGGACGAGAUGCGUCAAACACGUGCAGGGAAAAUCUAUAAUUCACGUGGCUGACUGCCACCCUGCAAACGAGAUGCGAGACACCAGUGGAAGGUCUGCCAUAGACGAGGUGGAACCUUUGAGUGAUGAUGACGAGAAUAAUGACGAUGAGGCUCUCAUUAUAUGA
This is a messenger RNA of Pochonia chlamydosporia 170, 1386 nucleotides long. RefSeq names its product cysteine protease ATG4. The record is from RefSeq and is a predicted model, not a curated record. Gene Ontology annotation, molecular function: protein-phosphatidylethanolamide deconjugating activity. Bases 1 to 1386 code for a protein of 461 amino acids. The transcript is spliced from 4 exons. NCBI's taxonomy places the organism in Eukaryota, Fungi, Ascomycota, Sordariomycetes, Hypocreales, Clavicipitaceae.